GUGGUGAGAAACAGUUUCCCCGUUUACUUGAGCCAUGCCCUUAAAGUCUUAUCAGUGGGAAGUUGCACAACAGAACAACAGCAGAAUCUAAUGACACUCUUUGCUCAGAACAGGACAUUGUCUCAGUUGGGACAGACAUCUGAUGGCUGAUCAGAUGUGAUAAAUCCGUAGGAAUAGCAGUGGGAGACUGACGAUGGGAAGCGCUCAGGCAAGCCAAAGAACCCCAGAGGAUUUCAGACAAACUAAUACUAAUGAAGACUUUCCACCGAGAGUGCAUGAGAAUGACACAGCAGUAGUGUUGGAUAACUACCCUCCUCCUGAUAUCUGCGAGCCCAUAUUUCGAAUGGGAGAGUGGCUGAAAAUAGUGUCUGAGGAAGGGUAUUGGUGGAAGGUCUACUCAGUCAAAACGAAGGAAGUGAACUACAUACCGCACUGUCAUGCCACAAAAGUCUACCAUGGCUGGCUGUUUGAAAGUGUGACCAGACCAAAAGCUGAGGAACUGCUUCGACUCCCAGGGAACCGAGUGGGGUCGUUCAUGAUUAGAGAGAGCACAAAAGGUAUGUACAGCUUAUCUGUACGCCACAGAACUAUUAAGCAUUAUCGGAUAGUUCGAAUGCCAAACAACUGGUACUUCAUCUCUCCACGCCUCACAUUUCAGUGUCUGGAAGAUCUGGUCAACCACUACUCUGAUAUAGCAGACGGCCUGUGCUGUGUUCUUACCGGCCCGUGCUUGGCCGUCUGUGAAACACACCUGAGUGAGCGCAUGAAAUCGACUGGGAGAAAAUUAUCCUUUGACUGGAGAGCAGUGAACAGCUCCGAGCUCAUCCCACAGAGUACAAGCCCUUCGGCGGUCAGCUAUGGGGUCCAGAACAGUGUCUCUUCCUACCUGUCUUUACUGGGAGAGCAGGAAAAGCCAGAGAGAAAGAAAUUUAGUUUGAAGAAGAAGAGGUGGAGGUCUAUCUACACACUGCCGAACCACCAGCUUGAAAAUUUGGCCACUGUGGAGGACAACUAUGAGGAGGUGCAUUGAUAGAUCACAGCUAAUUCAUUUGAGGAGCUCAAAAGCUGAUAUUUAAAGGCACUGUUGUUUGUGAAUCCUAAAGGGACUGAAUUUUUUGUCAGAGAAACAUUUGGAAUACUUCAAAUAUUUUCUUAAACACAUUUUUUAUUCAAGUUUAGGCUUACAAAUGAGUGUUUUAAGAUGCUUGUAUAACCAUGAUUCAUUAUUUUUGGACUAGAGUAGAUAGAUUUUACUGUAAAUG
Rhinichthys klamathensis goyatoka is the source of this 1262-nucleotide messenger RNA. Its product is annotated as src-like-adapter. The record is from RefSeq and is a predicted model, not a curated record. The coding region runs from base 194 to 1030 and encodes 278 amino acids. The transcript has 7 exons. NCBI's taxonomy places the organism in Eukaryota, Metazoa, Chordata, Actinopteri, Cypriniformes, Leuciscidae.